Molecule: messenger RNA, 1816 nt
Organism: Lottia gigantea (owl limpet)
Lineage: Eukaryota; Metazoa; Mollusca; Gastropoda; Lottiidae
Exons: 7
Coding region: 320-1816 (498 amino acids)
Biological process (GO): microtubule anchoring
Cellular component (GO): cytoskeleton
Molecular function (GO): microtubule binding
Source: RefSeq, a predicted model, not a curated record
CUGUAUUUGAUCGAGGUGUAACGGUAUCUCGGUUGCCAGGUGCCAAUAACUACCUAACACUCGACAGUAAUCGUUAACUUUUCACCGAAUAACAAUAAAAGUAUUGUUUAUAGCUCGGAGUGACUGAAUGAAAGUUUUAUAGUCUAAAGAAAGAAUUAACUAUACAUCAAUUGUUUAUUAAAAUCAUAAAAUAUGGAUUAAAGUGAAUAAAUAACACAAUUCGUGUAAAUUAAGAACUUUAUAAAAGAGUUCUAUUCGUGUUAAUUUGUAACUUGGGUUUAACCCAUUAUUCACAGAUUUUCGACAAACAAUUUACAAUAUGUCUGUGAAACCGGCUGUUUUCGACAAUCCGGAACUUUUCGCCGAGAUAUUUCCUGAUGAUGUGGAUAUUAAUGAUAUAUGUGAUUGUGGGCGUCACAAAAGGAAACAGGUUCCAGGUUUUAACGGGAAGAUGGCGCCAAGAACUAAAAGAGAAUUUCCUGACACAGACUACAAAGCUACUUUCAAACCUAAAAAUGCCCGACCCAGAUCUAGUAAAAGACCCCCUCCCUCUCCCCGAGACCCCAAUCCACCACCAAUGACAUUUUCAACCAAUCAGCGUUCAGAAUUCACCAAACCAAAUAAUCCAGAAAGAGUUGAACCAAUCAAAAGAGAGGAGAAGUACGAACCAUCUACAGUGCCACUGGAAUCUCAGACCUUCUAUAAACAGGAAUAUAAACCGAAAGUAGUAUUUCCUGAUAUUCACCAGUUUUCACCGAAACCUGAUGAAAUACGCCUUCCCUCGGCGAAAUUUGACCCCACAACAACCAAUAAAACACAUUAUAAACAGUGGGUCCCGGAACCCAGCAGACCCUUCGCUGAAUUACCAAGUUUUGCUGGUUCGAUUCUGUUUCCAGAAAAAGAACGAUUACCAGAAAGUGUAACUAAACAUACUUAUAUUAAACGCCCUAUUCAACCGACUGAACCGGCUAAACCUGCUGAUAAUAACUUGAAAAUUGAGGGUUCAAUGAUGUUUGACACCACACACGAUAAUACUUACAGAAAAAUACACGGCGACCAUCGUUCAGUUAGAGUUAAACCCUGGACAGAAUUAUCUACUAAUCUGAAAUCUAAAGAUAAAUUCGAAACUUUAACCCAGUUUAGAAGAGAUUUUCCAGGGUUUCUGGGGGGUCAGCCACUUCCUCCCCCACCCAUCAGUCCACUGAAAUCCACUGUUGAUCUGAAGUUUGAUAACAGACGAAGUUUCAGUACCGAACAGAGAUCUAUUUAUAAAGGACAUGAUGUAAAAACAUUCCCCUCGGCUAAAUCUUGUAAAAAAACAGAAGAAGAAUAUCGAGUUCCUAGUGUUGCAUUUGAGACAGAGACAUCACAGAGGCGAGAUUUUAAACCAAUAGACAUCGAGAACGCCUACCCACCGCCAUCUUUUAUUCCUUUUGAGAAACUUCAUACCGACAAAGAUGCCAAAUUUGAUGAUCACACUAUGAGUAAAGAAUUUUUCAAGGAAUGGCCGGUACAAGAGAGGAAACGGUACGGAGAUUUCCAUGAGAACAGGCCCUAUAUUCCUCCCAUGGUGAAAUUUGAAGGUGAAAGUAUCACCAAGUCGACAUACAAACCGAAAGUAGCAGAACCAAUUCAGAAUUAUAAACCAGAGUUUAAAACUAUAGAUAAAUCUGGAAAUAUGGAACUGAAAACCUCUUACACCGAUUCUUACCCUGGUCAUAAAAUUAAAUUAUGUCGUGCUCAGAUUUAUCUUUUACAGCAGGAAUUUAAAAAAUGGCAGACGGAGCAGCAGAAUAACGCCAUCUCAGUUCAUUAG